AUGGUCCUUAUCUCCUCCAAAACCCUGAUCCAGGCACAUGCCGUGUUCCUGGUCGUGAUUGCCGGGUACCUGCUCAAGAACCCGGAGUACAUCACCGACUCCGACCUGGUGUUUAUGAUGGGCGAGGCCAUGAAGAUCGACUUCCCUACCACAUCAAGCCCGGUUCAAUCCCCCUUCGUCUUCUGCGCCAUUCCCCUGUUCGGUGAAGCGCUCAUCGACCUGAUUCUGCUUCUCACCCUCCCUUAUCGCGAAGCUCUGGACGAAGCCCUGCCUUAUAUUCGGCCUCUCCGCAAUGGAAAUCUUCCCGCGGAGGACCUCCAGGUUCUUGCAAAACUCCCGGAGUACAUCACCAGCUCGCUGAUCUUGUACUGGAACGUCUGGAUCGGCGUUGCCGCGUGUCGUUUCUUUCUGCACGGCGGCAUCGCGUUCUUCAUCUACCAGAGCAGGGCUGAAAACAUGUUAUCCUCAUACACCGCGACCAUUGCUUCCGCCGGUCUGGACAUCCUGAAGAACCGUGUCGUCUUCACCUUUACCUUUAUUGAGAUGAUGGUGUGGUUCUGGGUCUUCUUUACCUGUCGCGAGGAACGACAGGAGAGAUUGACUAAGCUUUUGGAGGAUGCCCGCGAGCACUAA
Molecule: messenger RNA, 633 nt
Organism: Penicillium macrosclerotiorum
Lineage: Eukaryota; Fungi; Ascomycota; Eurotiomycetes; Eurotiales; Aspergillaceae
Exons: 3
Coding region: 1-633 (210 amino acids)
Source: RefSeq, a predicted model, not a curated record